UGCGUAUAGCACUCAGACGCUGCUGCAGACAGACAAUCCUUCCAGACUUGGAAGGCAGAAGCCUAGCAACACGACAAAGGCGGUGACUGGGAGAACAGUAGGUUCCAGAAUGUCUCACGACGUUGCAAAUGUAUAUGAUAUUCGUUUACUUUAACGAUAUAUUAGGACGAUAUAUUUGUGCGCGGCGGCUUUGACUUCCGAGACGCGCGUCUCCAAACUUUGUCCACUUCAAAAUACAGGUAGUGUUCAACCUCUCACUCGAACAGAAACCUAAAUUCUCGGACAAUGACAGGUUCAAUCAUUUUUAGCAUUCUCUGUAUUUGGAUGUUUUCACCCAGUCUGUCACGAGGGACCGGGUUUAUCUAUCAGUUUCCAGGUGUGACAUUGCAACGCAUCCACACUGAACACACCGCUGGACCCCCUGCAGGCACCAAUGCGGCUCGCAGGAACUGGUGUCAGUACACAGUGUCGAAGACUGUGUCAUGCCAGGUGCACAACGGGACAGAGAAGCUGGUACAGCGUAUGUUUCAGAGUUGCCGGUGGCCGGGACCCUGUUCUAACCUCAUCAGUUACAGGACCAUUGUCCGGCCCACAUACAUGCUAACGUAUCGCCAGGUGACGGCAUUGGAGUGGAGGUGCUGCCCAGGCUUUAUGGGCGACAACUGCAGAGAGGAAUGUAUGAACUGCACUGGCUAUACUAAUAUGAAUAACAGACUGAGUAUCCUUGAGUCCAAGAUUGUGUUACUGGAGGAGGCAGGACCACCACCUCUCCCAUUCAGAUACUCCCCAGAUAGGUCUUCAGAUAACGAGGUGGGAGCACCCCAGCCCACCCCCAUGCCUCCCCCCACCAUUGGCCUACCAGGAGCAAGAGGCCCCCCAGGACCAGUUGGACCCCAAGGCGUGGUGGGACCCCCUGGACGCACCGGAGAGACAGGCCUCGAAGGGAAAUCUGGACCCAUGGGACCCAGAGGGCCCCAGGGCCAGCGAGGAGCCCCAGGGGAGAGAGGUGUACCUGGGCCAGCGGGUUCUCCGGGGCCAGCCUCUCCCUUCUCUCACAGAGGAGAUGUGUUUGGUCUGAGGGAGCUGGACCAGUAUGAAGAGGCUGCGCUCCCUUCACGGAAUAACCAGAAAGAUGUGACCGGUCUCCCAGGCCCCAUCGGACCCCCUGGACCCCCAGGCCGGCCUGGACCCACAGGGCCUGCUGGAAACACAGGUACCCCAGGCAGAAACGCCGGGUUUGGUCUCUCAGGCAAGCCUGGGGAUCGCGGACCUAAAGGAGACACUGGUGAAAGGGGACCCCCAGCACACAGGGGAGAACAUGGUCAGCCAGGUGCACCAGGGCCAAAGGGUGAACCAGGAGAUAGCCAGGCUGAGGGGGAGGGGGUGCAGCAGCUGAGAGAGGCUCUGAAGAUCCUGGCUGAGAGGGUUCUCAUUCUGGAGCACAUGAUCGGCAUUCAUGAGAACCCACUAGAACCCGGUUCUGGCCUGGACAUCCUGUCAGACCUGGUGCCCAUGUUUAAAAACAAAAGGGCGGGACCCAAUACCCUGCUCCACUCUCUCGCCACGGGAGACCGGAAGCUGAUUGGAGAGGAAAGAGUGAGGAGGGGGGACAAUUAGAUGCUCAUGCCAAUGGGUGUAGAGCAUGGUUUGUAUAUGAACUGUGAUUGUUUAAGAGACUGAGAUGGACGUACCAUGUGUUCUCUGGGCCAGAGUGUAUGACCAGUCAAUCCUCAUGGAAGCACAGAAUUCCAUCAAUCUGGGUUUUGGGCGACCGAGCGUCUGCAAAAUGACCCCUUCUCUUACUCAGAUUCUUGAAUUUGACCUGUUUAUAAUGUGUGUUUUUUUUACAUUGACUUUUAGUACUGUUGUCAUUAUCGUAGUCAUGUUAUUCCAAUGUAAUGAUGUAACUUUGGUGCUGGUACUGGCCUCAACGUGUGCAUAUUCUUAAAGUCUAGGUAGCAGAUAAUGGACCCUAUCAGAUAUUUAUGUAGUUGGUGCUGUAUAUGAACUUAAAUACAUGGGUUCUAACUUGAAACAUUAUUUGUUAGUUUACAACUGUACAAUUUAUGCAUAUAAAAUACACGAAGACUGACGGGAAAUGUACAGUUGAAGUCGGAGGUUUACAUACACUUAGGUUAGAGUCAUUAUUCAAACACUCCACAAAUGUCUUGUUAACAAACUAUAGUUUUGGAAAGUCGGUUAGGACAUCUUCUUUGUGCAUGACACAAGUAAUUUUUCCAACAAUUGACAGAUUAUUUCACUGUAUCACAAUUCCAGUGGGUCAGAAGUGUACAGAAGUUGAUUGUGCCUUUAAACAGCUUGGAUAAUUCCUGAAAAUGUCAUGGCUUCAGAAGCUUCUGAUAGGCUAAUUGACAUAAUUUGAGUCAAUUGGAGGUGUACCUGUGGAUGUAUUUCAAGGCCUACCUUCAAACGCAGUGCCUCUUUUCUUGACAUUAUGGUAAAAUCAAGAGAAAUCAGCCAAGACCUCAGAAAAAAAGUAGACCUCCACAAAUCUGGUUCAUCCUUGGGAGCAAUUUCCAAACACCUGAAGGUACCACGUUCAUCACAAACAAUAGUGCGCAAGUAUAAACACCAUGGGACCGCGCAGCCGUCAUACCGCUCAUGAAGGAGACGCGUUCUGUCUCCUAGAGAUAAACGUACUUUGGUGCGAAAGUGCAAAUCAAUCCCAGAACAACAGCAAAUGACCUUGUGAAGAUGCUGGAGGAAACAGGUACAAAAGUAUCUAUAUCCACAGUAAAACAAGUCCUAUAUCAACAUAACCUGAAAGGCCGCUCAGCAAGGAAGAAGCAACAGCUCCAAAACCGCCAUAAAAAAGCCAGACUAUGGUUUGUAACUGCACAUGGUGACGAAGAUUGUACGUUUUGCAGAAAUGUCCUCUGGUCUGAUGUAACAAAAAUAGAACUGUUUGGCCAUAAUGACCAUCGUUAUGUUAGGAGGAAAAAGGGGGAGGCUUGCAAGCCGAAGAACACCAUCCCAUUUGUGAAGAACGAGGGUGGCAGCAUCAUGUUGUGGGGGUGCUUGUGGAUAUAUUGAAGCAACAUCUCAAGACAUCAGUCAGAACGUUAAAGCUUGGUCCAAAUGGACAAUGACCCCAAGCAUACUACCAAAGUCGUGGAAAAAUGGCUCAAGGACAACAAAGUCAAAGUAUUGGAGUUGCCAUCACAAAGCCCUGACCUCAAUCCUAUUGAAAAUGUGUGGGCAGAACUGAAAAAGCGUGUGUGAGCAAGGGGGCAUAUAAACCUGACUCAGUUACACCAGCUCUGUCAGGAGGAAUGGGCCAAAAUUCACCCAACUUAUUGUGGGAAGCUUGUGGAAGGCUACCUGAAAUGUUGGACCCAAGUUAAACAAUUUAAAGGCAAUGCUACCAAAUACUAAUUGAGUGUAUGUGAACUUCUGACUGACUGGGAAUGUGAAAGCUGAAAUAAAUCAUUAUCUCUACUUAUUAUUCUGACAUUUCACAUUCUUAAAAUACAGUGGUGAUCCUAACUGAUGUAAGACAGGGAAUUUUACCAGGAUUAAGUGUCAGGAAUUGUGAAAAAUUGAUUUUAAAUGUAUUUGGUGUAUGUAAACUUCCGACUUAAGGCCUCCCGGGUAGCGCAGUGGUUAAGGGCGCUGUACUGCAGCGCCAGCUGUGCCACCAGAGGCUCUGGGUUCACGCCCAGGCUCUGUAGCAACUGGCCGCGACCGGAAGGUCAGUGGGGCGAUGCACAAUUGGCCCAGCAUUGUCCGGGUUAGGGAGGGUUUGGCCGGUAGGGAAAUCCUUGACUCAUCGCGCACCAGCGACUCCUGUUGCGGGCCGGGCGCAAUGCACGCUAACCAGGUUGCCAGAUGCACAGUGCUUCCUCCGACACAAGCCGGGUUGGAUGCGCUCUGAAGCAGUGCGGCUUGGUUGGGUUGUGUAUCGGAGGACGCAUGACUUUCAAACUUCAUCUCUCCCGAGCCCGUACGGGAGUUGUCGCGAUGAGACAAGAUAGUAGCUACUAAUAAACUUCCGAACAUGUUGUAGUCUACUGUACAUGAUGGAGGAACAUGUUGUAGUCUACUGUACAUGAUGGAGGAACAUGUUGUAGUCUACUGUACAUGAUGGAGGAACAUGUUGUAGUCUACUGUACAUGAUGGAGGAACAUGUUGUAGUCUACUGUACAUGAUGGAGGAACAUGUUGUAGUCUACUGUACAUGAUGGAGGAACAUGUUGUAGUCUACUGUACAUGAUGGAGGAACAUGUUGUAGUCUACUGUACAUGAUGGAGGAACAUGUUGUAGUCUACUGUACAUGAUGGAGGAACAUGUUGUAGUCUACUGUACAUGAUGGAGGAACAUGUUGUAAUCUACUGUACAUGAUGGAGGAACAUGUUGUCUGUCUACUGCACAUGGUAAGCUGGCACUUCACUUUUUAGUAUGGAAAGCGGCUGUGAGGAUUUUUCUACAAUAUUCACAACAUAAUGACACAAUUACAAUCUUUAUAGAAUAAAAAUCUAAUUUCAUCAAUUACAUGUGGAAAUACGUAUUUUAGGGAACAAGCAAGCAGCAGAAAGUGAAUUCAGUAACACUUUAUUUUAAGGGGUCCUUAUUACAAUGUUAUUACAUAUGUAAUUACACUGUAACAACUAUUGAAAUUAACUGUAAUAAUUCAUAGUUACACUGUAAUAAAAACAUGUAACUGGUGAUAAUUGCUUAAAUAAAGGUUUGUUAACUGACUUGCCAAGUUAAAUAAAGGUUAAGAACAAAUUGUAUUUUAUAUGACGGCAUACCCCGGCCAAACCCUCCCCUAUCCUGGACAACGCUGGGCCAAUUGUGCACCGCCCCAUGGGACUCCCAAUCACAGUCGGUUGUGAUACAGGCCAGGAUCGAACCAGGGUCCGUAGUGAACCAGGGUCGAACCAGGUGCUACAGCCCCUAGCACUGAGAUGCAGUGCCUUAGACCGCUGCGCCGCUCGGGAGCCUUAAAAUCAUUUAAAAUGGUUAACAAUGCAUUUGACAAUGGGUCAAAAAAACUGAUACGUUAAUAAAACCUUAUGGAU
Messenger RNA from Oncorhynchus keta (chum salmon), 5041 nucleotides. RefSeq names its product collagen alpha-1(XXVI) chain-like. The record is from RefSeq and is a predicted model, not a curated record. The transcript is spliced from 14 exons. Bases 286 to 1617 code for a protein of 443 amino acids. Gene Ontology annotation, molecular function: protein binding. Lineage: Eukaryota; Metazoa; Chordata; Actinopteri; Salmoniformes; Salmonidae.